GACUCGCCACAGGACAGGCGAAGGGGACAGCUGGGCCGGCCGCACCGGUCACUCUCAUUUGAAUGCAAAGCUCGAAGAGUUGAGGAGCGAGCUGACGUCAGGCUGGUCCGAGUAUACCUUUACCAUCUUGUCAACAGAGACACAUCAUGUCAGACUGAGGACAGACUGGAACUAUUCGCCGCAUUUCUCUUGAGGAACCUCUUUGGACUAUAAAAGAAACACAGGAUUGAUUUUUUUUUUUUUUUACAGUUUUUGGGCAAUAAUGUCGCCUUAAAACAGGCCUCAUCCCCCCCCCCCUCUGCUGCUUUCACUCAUUUAAUAGUUUUUUGUUCAAAACAUGUAUGUGGGAUACCUACUGGAUAAAGAAACCGGCAUGUAUCACCAAGGCCCAGUGAGAAGAUCCAGCAUCAAUCUGCCUCCACAGAACUUUGUUUCCACUCCACAAUAUCCCGACUUUACCGGAUAUCAUCAUGUGCCAAACAUGGAUACGCACGCACAGUCCGCGGGGAGUUGGGGACCUACUUAUGGGGCCCCGAGAGAGGACUGGGGCGCGUAUAGUCUAGGACCACCUAAUACAAUUCCUACACCCAUGAACAACUCCUCUCCCGGACCGGUCCCUUACUGCUCCUCUGAGUACAGUCACAUGCAUCCUCCAGGAUCUGCGGUGUUACCGCCGCCGCCGGACGUUAAUGUUGCACAACUGUCUCCUGAUAGAGAAAGACGCAAUUCGUACCAGUGGAUGAGUAAAACUGCGCAAUCUUCUUCUACAGGUAAAACAAGAACGAAGGAGAAGUACAGGGUGGUGUACACAGACCACCAGAGGCUGGAGCUGGAGAAGGAGUUUCAUUUCAACAGAUACAUCACCAUCAGGAGGAAAUCUGAACUGGCUGUCAACCUCGGCCUGUCGGAAAGACAGGUGAAAAUCUGGUUCCAGAACCGCAGAGCCAAGGAGAGGAAGAUGAUCAAGAAGAAGUUGGGUCAGUCUGACGGCAGCGGGGGGUCCGUGCACAGUGACCCGGGCUCGGUGAGCCCUCUGCCGGUGCCGGGAUCCCUCAGCCCCACGGACAUGAGCUCCCUGUACCCUCCUCAGAUGAACACCUUGCCAUCGAUCAGGAAUAUACAGCAAGUGACUGUGACUCAGUGAAGAGUUCACCCUCUGGACCAUGAUACCAAACUGAGCACUCCGACACGCUGACAGGACACUUGAUCUGAACUCCUGACGCACAAAGCUGUGGAUGAAAACACACGUGAUUUAUAGCAACAAAUGCUGGAGGCUCUUCAAAUAUGGCUUUUUAUAGAAUAGUUCUAAUAAUGUGGGGAUUUGAAAAAAAAACGUAAAAAAACCGACGUGUUUUAAACUUAAAAGCUUUAAAUUGUUUUGUGAGUUAUUAAAAUAUAAGAUAUGAUUUUUCUUUUGUAUGUGACGAAGUGUUUGUGAAUAAAAGAGUUGAGAGUUGAGGGACCUUUCAAAGGAAGAUUUAAAGUGGAUUGUGUGGAGCUCAUGUCACUGGACAAACUGCUCUGACCUGACAAAUCAUUCACAUGUUUCUCAGCACAGCUGUAUCCACAUGUACAGAGAACAGCAGGUGAACGUUUCAUGGCAACUUUCAAAAUGUAAAUAAAAUGCUUUUCUUUUUUGCA
This is a messenger RNA of Paralichthys olivaceus (Japanese flounder), 1641 nucleotides long. RefSeq names its product caudal type homeobox 4 (gene cdx4). Gene Ontology annotation, biological process: cell differentiation; regulation of transcription by RNA polymerase II; anterior/posterior axis specification. Gene Ontology annotation, cellular component: nucleus. The record is from RefSeq and is a predicted model, not a curated record. NCBI's taxonomy places the organism in Eukaryota, Metazoa, Chordata, Actinopteri, Pleuronectiformes, Paralichthyidae. Gene Ontology annotation, molecular function: RNA polymerase II transcription regulatory region sequence-specific DNA binding; DNA-binding transcription factor activity, RNA polymerase II-specific.